This is a messenger RNA of Cajanus cajan (pigeon pea), 1187 nucleotides long. RefSeq lists its product as uncharacterized. The record is from RefSeq and is a predicted model, not a curated record. NCBI's taxonomy places the organism in Eukaryota, Viridiplantae, Streptophyta, Magnoliopsida, Fabales, Fabaceae.
CCUAUAAAUUAAUCAUGAAAAAAAUGAGUAAAUUGAUGAUGAUUGAAUAAAGAGAGGGAAGAAGAAACGGAUCUUAAGAAGGUGGAAGAAAUACUAUCAAUGGGUGUAUCUGUGCUAGAUCUUCAUGAAGUUCUCAAGUCCAAGAGGAAUAAAUUCACGCUUCAGGAGGAAGAGAUUUAUGAAUCUUGCACAACUAAAAUUGCCAGUGAUUUCUUAUCUGGUGCACUUGCUGGCUUUACUGCUGUAUGGUCAGCAACUUUUAAACUCAGUAAAUUAUUUCGACUCAGCCUUUCGGUAGGAGCUGGUUAUUAUUAUGCACUGAGGUUAUCUUCUAGAUCUUCCGAUUCUUGUGCAGAACAGAUUCUUGCAAUGGAUGGCAGUAUGUUACAAAAGGAGUUAGCGAAUAUAAUGGUGACAAAAUACCAGAAUGAUUCUUCACAAAUGUGGCUUAUGUCUAAGCAUUUAUACCUAGAGAGGGUUUUUGAUGAUUCAACGUCUAAUAGUCCCAAAUUAAGAUGGAGAUACCGGAAUUUCUUUAGCGAUAAUGCAGUCCAUGAUCAUCAUUGGUUACAUGAUCAUGAAUCUUAUGAGAACUCCCAAGACCACUCUCAAAUUGAUUCCAAUGAUAAAUCCAAAGGCAGGUCUGAAAAUGUCACUGGCACCAAAAGAAUAAAUCUUAAAACCAAGUGUACUUUUGACGCGGCUUCUGUUACUAAAUUGGAGGUAGACCCACUUGAUUUUCUUUUUGGUUAUGCUGCUCCAGUGGAAGUGAAUGAUCAUUCUAAUUCCCCAAAUAAACCAUCAGAAUCAGGGAUACAUAAUCUAGUUCAGAGAAGAUCUCACCGCAGGCGUCGGAUGCGUAAUGACGAGUAGCUUUCAAACUCCGACCCUGUAGCAGGAGUUGUUUGAUUGUCACUUAACAUUUGCACAAGUUGAGGUUUAGGAUUGGAUUAUGCAAAUUUUGUGUUUUCGAUUUUAUGACACGUUCUGAUCACUGCCCUUCAAACAAUAUUGCAGGAAGGAACAGUGUUACUAGUAUGUUAACUGCAAAAGUACUCUGACACUCAAGUGAGUAUUUGUUGUAGAGUAAUAAAGGCUAUUGUAUUAAAUAAUCAUAUUUGUCUCAUCAGUCCCAUCAAUACCAUAUUUAUAGUGAUGUUCUUGGGCCUGGUGGGUUUUUUGGAUUA